AUGCCCACUCAAAGCCAUCUGGAGCAGCUCUCACAGCUGCGGUUGCGAUCUACCAGGCCAGCACGCGCCCAUCGAGCCAUCAUGGAUGAGGCGUCCAGCAUUCUACGGUCAGUGCCAACAAUUAUGCGCUCCUAUGCAGACAGCCACCACCCCGCUUCGAUUGGCAUUUUGCUGAGUCUGGAACGACUUAUGAUGGUGCUACGUGGUAAGUUACAGUGCCUCUGGGCAGAGGAGCACCUUCAUCGGUGCGCGGAGGGAAGAAUCUGGCGCGAGAUUUGUUAA
Messenger RNA from Penicillium concentricum, 282 nucleotides. RefSeq lists its product as uncharacterized. The coding region runs from base 1 to 282 and encodes 93 amino acids. The record is from RefSeq and is a predicted model, not a curated record. The transcript has a single exon. Lineage: Eukaryota; Fungi; Ascomycota; Eurotiomycetes; Eurotiales; Aspergillaceae.